GAUGGACAGGUUGAGCUCGGGUUGAUGUAGGACGGAAAGCUGACGCUUGAGACAACGAUUUUUCUAGGCGUCGGGACCGAGGCCGCAAACGUCGCCGCCGGAGUUGAAAAAAACCCAAAUAUUUACCGACCGAGCCCUUUAGAACACGCUUUGGUCUUCUCUUCUUCUCCCUCGCGAAGGGUUCCGUUGGAGAUCAUGAAUGCGUCUAUCUCCCCGUCGGCGUGGCAGAUCCCGGUCGACUUCAUGAUUACCAAGGCCCCUCUCGGCCUCACCGGAGCCGGCGACCUGACGGUGUACGAUGCAAACGGGAAUCUUGUAUUCCGAAUCAAACGAUGUUCCCGCCCCUCUCCCCACCGGAUCAAAACCCUCUUCGACGCGAUGGGCAAUCCCUUGAUCACCGUCGUCCACCACAACGAUGGCUGGCAAGCCUUCAGAGGGAACAACUAUGAAUGGAAGGAUUUGAUUUUUACAGUGGAAAAGACAUUGUAUUCUCCAUUUAAAACUGAGCUAGAAGUAGUCUUGCUGGGCAGAAAUCAAGGAGAUCUAAAACCAAGUUUUAGACUAAAAGGCAACCCAUUUCGGAGAUCAUGCACCAUAUUCACGGGAGAUUCCAUUUUUGCUCAGACAAGCCUUUGUUACAAGCUUCAGAAGGUCAUCUAUUCACGGCGCAAGUUUCGACUCACUGUUUAUCCGAGAAACGAUCCUGUUCUGGUCAUGGCUAUGCUUGUAGCUUUUUUCUGGAGGUAGUUGACAGAGAGAAUGGCCACAAGUUUGAUGCAGUUGUACAAUAAACAUCUCUGAUCACUGCCUAUGUAGCAUCCAGCAUCGGGUGAAUAGUAAUGUACCAAUUCUUCUCGUGAAACUAAAGUUUACCAUUGAUUUAUACUGCAAUAACAAGGCUGUAAAAUCCUCAUGGAUUACAUGUAUAUAUUGAAAAUAUUUCAGUUGUCACAUGCUCUAAAGCAUCUUGUUUCAGAUUUUGGCCCUCUUAUUCAAUCCAGAGCAAGUGGGCCUUCGCUAACUUGCAGAAAUUUGAUCUGAAACAUAUACAAAUGUGUAGAUUUAUCACUGCAGUACUGAAUUCCUUCAUACAUUGGUGAUGGAUGAAAAUGAGUAUUUGUGUAUAAAACAUUCAGUUCACCGGGCAUGGUCGCUAGAACGAGCUGAUGCAUAAACCACAAGCCAGCACUGCGAAUCUAAGUUUAUACAAUGAUGUAAAACGUACACAGAAGCAACCUUCUAGCAAGAAGACAUCUAUCACUGCCUUUAAAGCAAUUAAUUGAUUGCUCUACAGGACCUGAUGGACCCCGGAUCCCACAAAGUGCCUCAUGACAGCUAGGGAAUGUCAUUUUGGUUAAACCUGGGUGUCUUUAUUUCUACAUCUCUCCAGAACUAUUCUGUAUACUUUGGCAGGUUUGAGGUCAGAGGUCGGGAGAAGGCGUCAAUACCGAUAGUAGUGUUGUUGCUGUUCGGGAGCUUGUGUUUUUGGCAUGUACCUAUAAACCUGUUUGAUGUAUUACACGUGUCCUUUGAUGGCAACAUUUCAUUGGACAAUUCUAGUCACUGUAUCUGAGAUCUAUUUUGUUA
This is a messenger RNA of Elaeis guineensis (African oil palm), 1587 nucleotides long. RefSeq names its product protein LURP-one-related 7. The record is from RefSeq and is a predicted model, not a curated record. NCBI's taxonomy places the organism in Eukaryota, Viridiplantae, Streptophyta, Magnoliopsida, Arecales, Arecaceae.